Molecule: messenger RNA, 1535 nt
Organism: Prosopis cineraria
Lineage: Eukaryota; Viridiplantae; Streptophyta; Magnoliopsida; Fabales; Fabaceae
Product: upstream activation factor subunit spp27-like
Exons: 6
Coding region: 159-1193 (344 amino acids)
Cellular component (GO): nucleus
Source: RefSeq, a predicted model, not a curated record
AGAGAGAAAGAGAGAAGGCAGAGAGUGUAGAGAGAGAAAGAGAGAAGCUUGGAGAUAGAGAGAGAGAUAGACAGAGACGAGGAAGGAGGGAGAGGGGAGAGAGAGAGAGCAGUAUCCGUUAAUUUCAGUUAAAAAGGGAAAACUGAAAAGCAGGAAAAAUGGUUACAGACCAGGAAAUAUCUCAAGCCGUACAAUCCCUCUUCAGGGAUGCAAACCCUAGAAGAAGCUUCUCCACCUUGUACGAAGUUGUACAGGAGCUUCAGGCCAAGCUCGGCCACGAUCUCACCCACAAGCUCGACUUCAUCACUGAACAAAUCAACCUUCUUUCCAGAUCUUACCCACCGCGCCCGCAGCCGCCGCCGCCACCGCAGCAGGCAAGGCCCUUACUACAGCAACAACGUCCUCAACUCGUAUUUCCCCCUUCGAAGGACAACAUCGUUUUUUCUCAAAACCCUAACUUUCAGACCGCUCCUCCUGCUCCAGUAACUUCUGCAUUCCAGAGCUUCGCCUCCCACCCUGAACCGGUUAAACCCGAAGCUGCUGAUGGAACUGGUCGCGAACCUCCCUGUAAUUUGGGCACCGAGGCCCCCAAGGAGAGUACGCAAACUAAAACAAAGAGAAGAGGUGGUCCGGGAGGUCUCAACAAACUUUGUGGCGUUUCCCCUGAACUGCAGGUUAUUGUUGGCCAGCCAGCAUUACCAAGGACUGAGAUUGUGAAGCAACUGUGGGCUUACAUAAGGAAAAACAAUCUCCAAGACCCUAGCAACAAAAGGAAAAUUAUUUGCAAUGAUGAGUUGCGUGUGGUGUUUGAGACAGAUUGUACUGACAUGUUUAAGAUGAACAAGUUGCUAGCUAAACACAUCAUCCCCCUGGAACCAACAAAACAGCCAGUUCGAAAGAAGCAGAAGGCAGAUGCGGAGUCAGGAACACAAAGUGCUGACUCUGCUCCACUCUCUGUAAUUAUAUCAGAUACACUUGCUAACUUUUUUGGCACUACUGGAAGGGAAAUGCUUCAGUCUGAGGUUUUGCGACGUAUUUGGGAGUAUAUAAAGGUCAAUCAGCUAGAGGAUCCGCGGAAUCCAAUGACAAUAAUAUGUGAUGCAAAGCUUCGGGAGAUCUUUGGCUGUGAGAGCAUCACAGCAUUGGGGAUACCAGAAGUGUUGGGUCGUCAUCAUAUAUUCAGAAGAUCAUGAAGCGGAUAAAAUUAUAUGUCGCAAAUUAUUUGCUGUUAAUUCCAGUACAGUACUUUCUGGGAACAUGUUGAUAUGGCUUAUGUAAUCUGACCAGUUAGAUCUUAGCGUUCUUAUCAUAGUGACGACUUUUAUUUUGAUUAUGGCUUUGUCACUAGGCUAUGCUGCUCCUGGCUUUUCUAACUUGUCAGUUAGGUUAGAAUGAUUUAUGGCUAUUUCUGACACCUGUAAAAUGCUGACUGUAGAUGAGAAAAUGAUGUAAAGGGUGAUCAUAUCCUCCUCUAAACAUAACUUUGUGUUAAUCUUAUGGUGAUGUAAUGAAGCCUGCCAGAUACUUUGUAGUUU